Messenger RNA from Coniosporium apollinis CBS 100218, 990 nucleotides. RefSeq names its product serine/threonine-protein phosphatase PP2A catalytic subunit. The record is from RefSeq and is a predicted model, not a curated record. The transcript is spliced from 6 exons. NCBI's taxonomy places the organism in Eukaryota, Fungi, Ascomycota, Dothideomycetes. Gene Ontology annotation, biological process: mitotic cell cycle; peptidyl-serine dephosphorylation. Gene Ontology annotation, molecular function: protein serine/threonine phosphatase activity. The coding region runs from base 1 to 990 and encodes 329 amino acids. Gene Ontology annotation, cellular component: cytosol.
AUGGACACGAACAUGGAGGACGUGAAGAUCCCAGAGCCGCAGGAAGGAAUCUCCUCGACCUUCUCAGAGCCUGCGACCAUCCCCACGCUCGACGGCUGGAUUGAGAGCUUGAUGAAGUGCAAGCAGCUGGCGGAGAACGAUGUGCGGAGGCUGUGUGAGAAGGCCCGGGAGGUUUUGCAAGAAGAGUCCAAUGUGCAGCCUGUGAAAUGUCCCGUUACUGUCUGCGGAGACAUCCACGGGCAGUUCCAUGACCUGAUGGAGCUCUUCAAGAUUGGGGGUCCCAAUCCCGACACCAACUACCUCUUUAUGGGUGACUAUGUCGACCGAGGCUACUUCUCCGUCGAGACCGUCACCCUGCUUGUCGCCCUCAAGAUUCGUUACCCCCAGCGCAUCACCAUCCUCCGCGGCAACCACGAAUCGCGUCAGAUCACCCAGGUCUACGGUUUCUAUGACGAGUGCCUGCGCAAGUACGGCAACGCGAACGUCUGGAAAUACUUCACGGACCUCUUCGACUAUCUUCCCCUCACAGCCCUCAUCGACAACCAGAUCUUCUGCCUGCACGGCGGACUUUCUCCCUCCAUCGACACGCUCGACAACAUCCGCGCUCUGGACAGGAUACAGGAGGUACCGCAUGAGGGUCCGAUGUGCGACCUGCUCUGGUCGGACCCAGAUGACAGGUGCGGAUGGGGGAUAAGCCCGAGAGGGGCGGGGUACACGUUUGGGCAGGACAUCUCGGAGGCCUUCAACCACAACAACGGGUUGACACUGGUUGCAAGAGCGCAUCAGCUGGUGAUGGAGGGGUACAACUGGAGUCAGGACAGAAACGUUGUCACGAUCUUUUCUGCGCCCAAUUACUGCUACCGCUGCGGCAACCAGGCCGCAAUUAUGGAGAUAGACGAGCAUUUGAAGUAUACCUUCCUGCAAUUCGACCCUUGUCCGCGUGCAGGAGAGCCCAUGGUCUCGCGCAGGACACCUGACUAUUUCCUCUAG